AUGCAUAUGGUGAUGCUGGUGAGAUAUCUUUUCUCUCUUCCUCAGGUUACAAGUGCCCACGCCUCAAAGUCGGACAUUGUCAAGUCGGGAAGCCCCAAAUCCACACUAAAGCAUAUAUGGACAGAAAGCAGUAAGGAUAUGUCCAUCAGUAGGCUGCUGUCACAGACUCUACAUGGCAAAGAGAACAGCACAGCCUUGGACCUUCGCUAUGACACUCCAGAGCCCUACUCUGAGCAGGACCUGUGGGACUGGCUGAGGAACUCCACAGACUUGCAGGACUCGCGGCCGCGGGCUAAACGGCGGCCAAUGGUCAAGACGGGAAAGUUCAAGAAGAUGUUUGGCUGGGGGGACUUCCACUCUAACAUUAAGACGGUCAAACUCAACCUGCUGAUUACCGGUAAGAUUGUGGAUCACGGCAAUGGCACCUUUAGUGUCUACUUCCGCCACAACUCCACAGGCCAGGGCAAUGUGUCUGUCAGCUUGGUCCCUCCAACCAAGAUAGUGGAGUUCGAUGUGGCGGCACAGCAGUCCGUCAUCGACGCCAAGGACUCAAAGUCCUUCAACUGCCGCAUAGAGUAUGAGAAGGUGGAAAAGGGGGCCAAGAACACGCUCUGCAACUUCGACCCAUCCAAGACCUGCUACCAGGAGCAGACCCAGAGCCACGUCUCCUGGCUCUGCUCCAAACCUUUCAAAGUCAUCUGCAUCUUCAUUUCCUUCUACAGCACCGACUACAAACUGGUGCAGAAAGUGUGCCCGGACUACAACUACCACAGUGACACUCCCUACUUUCCCUCUGGCUGACGCUCCCAUACGCUCACAUACAGAGAAGUAGACGAGUGGAGCACAGACUGGGGCUUCUACCCAUGCCAGAGAAGUGUGUAUGUUAGCCGUACUGUCCCUAAACAUGUCCAUACCAGAGUCUCAGCCAUCCCAACUUAUUUCCCAAUUUAAUGUUCUGAAUUUUGCAGAGCAGUUAUUUUAACUUUUAAAAAGGUGGUAAAUAGGACUGUAAUAUGCUUAAAAAUUACCUGAAAAACUAUGAUUGUUAUCAGUUAGAAUUAUGUUCCUGAAUUAUGUUUUGUCCCUGUGUAGAUAGCAGGGGCUUAUUAGUCCUUUUGGGAUUGUUGUUGCUAUUAAACUCUGCCCUUUGUUGUUUUGCUUCAUGUUUAGUUUCAACUUCUUUUCAAACUAGAUCUUAAUAACUUGGUUUUUCCUCUUUUAGUAUAUUUCAUAUACGAUGCAUUAACUCUCUGGACAACAACAUUAUGGACUGUUUGCCCCUGCUGUGCUAUCUACGCUCUGCAGUUUAUCCUGCAUAACUGGAAAACAAAAUUAACUCCUCAUUUAAAAAUAAUAAAAAAAAAAAAAGAAAAUCCUUUUUACAAACGUGCAAGACAGUUGAAGAGGACAGUGAAGAUUCAAAUGUGAGUUAUGAGUGAGUGAGUUAAUGCUUUUUAGAAAUGUGAGGCACUCCCUGUCUAUGCAGGGGUGAGCUGCAACUGAGCAGGCUUCUCCCUCAGGUGAGUUUCAGCCAGGAGAGAGAAUGUGUUAAGAUGCUGUAACGCUGUAGUCUGAGCGUUCCUGCUCGUGCAGCUAGGUGUUGAGUUUGUUGGGUGAUUGGUUCAUUCUCGGCUGAUUGAAUGUCUGAUUACAUGACUGAUUGAUCAGUGGCUCGUUCGUGGGGGAUGGGGCUUGCUCAUUGUCACUUAAUAUAUCAAAUGUAAUGUAUUGAAUUCUAUAUCUUAGAGCCUAAUUUGUAUGAAUGGUUUGUAUUGUACAUAGUUUAUCCCAAUUGCGCUGCUUCUGUACAUGCCCCCCAUGAGCUGUGUAUUUACCCCUCACCCGCUAAACCCUCUUGUUCACUCCAUUUAUGCUUGUUCUUGAUUCCUCUAACAAAGAAAAUGAUGUUGCUGCCCUAGAUGUGAAUUUCAUGAAAACAGCAAUCCUGUAGAGGACUGACUAAAUAUAUUAAAAGUAUUAAUUGAAAGUUUCUUUAUUGGGGGGGAAGGUAGGGGUUGGAGAUGUACAUAUUAA
Molecule: messenger RNA, 2034 nt
Organism: Morone saxatilis (striped sea-bass)
Lineage: Eukaryota; Metazoa; Chordata; Actinopteri; Moronidae
Gene: nxph1
Product: neurexophilin 1
Exons: 2
Coding region: 1-801 (266 amino acids)
Molecular function (GO): signaling receptor binding
Source: RefSeq, a predicted model, not a curated record